AUGUCUGAUUCCAUGUCUGAUAGUGAGUCCCAGCAUUCACCCAAACAUUCUUCACCCAAACCUGAAUCACUCCAACCUGUUAAGACAUACCAUGAAAACCACCCUGUUCAGAUCACAACAAUUCGGCUGAACGGUGCUAAUUACUUUCGUUGGUCACAGUCUAUUCGGUUGUAUCUCAGGGGGAGAGGAAAGGUUGGCUACAUCACUGGCCACAAGAAACACCCAGACAAGGCAGGCGCAGAUUAUGAUACAUGGGAUGCUGAAAAUUCCAUGGUCAUGACAUGGUUAGUCAAUUCUAUGACUGAAGAGAUAGGUGCGAACUAG
Molecule: messenger RNA, 324 nt
Organism: Medicago truncatula (barrel medic)
Lineage: Eukaryota; Viridiplantae; Streptophyta; Magnoliopsida; Fabales; Fabaceae
Exons: 1
Coding region: 1-324 (107 amino acids)
Source: RefSeq, a predicted model, not a curated record